CUCAGCAUACGACACAAUAAUAACUAGCUAGGAGGUGGGAGAGCAGACUUCUGACAAAGCACAAAGCGUCGUUCCGCUGUCGUCAGGAAAAAACGAAGGCUCUUCCAACGAGAACCGUCGAGUGGAGCGCUGUUCAGUGUUCAGAUAGUCACGAAGGGAAAGUCGUCAUUACAUUUCUUUGGACUCGUCUCGCGUUUCGAGACGUUCAGCCGCGUUGCACGCAUCCGCCGCCUUCCUUUCUUUCCCCAUCACACAUUGGCAUCAUCUUCCCAGCCCGACACCACCUGGCCAGACGACAUUCGACCCUCGUCACCUCUUACGCUCGCUCGCUCGCUCUGAUAGCGUAUGCUUGCAGGCUCUACACAGUGAGCCUGACCGUGGCUCUUGAGGCUCAGCUGGACGCCUCGACGCUUACCUUUCAUGGUCAACACCGGACAAUAAUCAACUACUUCGCCUCGCCAUCCUAUCCCCCACCAUGGCCAUCCAGCCGUACCAGGAAGACAAUGAGGCUUCCUCCGGACCCCACGACACCGCCCCUGCGAAACGAUUGCGCUGGGCUACCCAGAGGGUCACCGGCGCGCAAGGGGGCACAAAACGACAAUCCAUAUUGAGACGCCUCUCGCAUAAGAAGCGCACGAGUGACGAUUCGACCAAGAGAGAAUCAAAUGGGACCGAUCUCGAAUCUGUGCCCGAGGAAUCCGAGGCUUCUGCCGAUCAAGCUGGCCCUGGCCGUCGUGUCUUCUUCAACACACCGCUGCCCGCGGACGCGCGCGACGAAGAAGGCCACCCGAACACGCAGUUCGUACGCAACAAGAUCCGCACCGCAAAGUACACUCCCAUUAGUUUCAUCCCCAAGAAUCUGUGGUUCCAGUUUCACAACAUUGCCAACAUCUAUUUCUUGUUCAUCAUUAUUCUCUCGAUCUUCCCCAUCUUUGGCGCUACCAAUCCUGGUCUGAGUGCUGUACCGCUGAUCGUAAUCGUCUUCAUCACAGCCGUCAAGGAUGGAAUUGAAGACUGGAGAAGAACUGUACUAGACAACGAGCUCAACAACGCACCUGCCCAUCGUCUUGUCGAUUGGGAGAACGUUAACACUGCCGAGGACCAAAUUUCCCUGUGGCGAAAGUUCAAGAAAGCAAAUACUCGAGCCAUUACCUACGUUUGGCGUCUCUGGAAGAACCGCAAAGAGCCCAAGGAUGAAAAACGAAAGUCUCAAACGGACAGAGCCCUGGACGAAGGCCGGCCUUCCGCAGAUGCUCGAAGACCAUCCAUGUACUCUCAGCGCAUGUCCGCAAUGUCCAUGGUCACAGAAGAGCCUGGUGCCAUGGAGAUGACACCCGUGCAUUCGCCAAUGCCCGCCCCAAACAUGGAAGGAAAUAAAGAGAUGGACUUGGGCGACCACGUCAGAACGUCCCUCGAAAAUGAUGCUAGCAGGCCUGGUGAUGCGCGUCAAGUUGUCGAAGUUGCAAAAGAUCCCACCGAGACGAAUGCCCCCAUUCCGAAACGCUUCUACGGCAACGUCAUCAACCCAAGCAAGCCUGCUGGAAAAGCGCGUUUCAAGAAAGAUUGCUGGAAGAAUGUCCAGGUUGGAGAUUUUGUUAGGCUCUAUAACGAAGAGUCUAUCCCUGCCGACAUUGUCGUGUUGUCGACCUCCGAUCCCGAUGGCGCCUGCUAUGUUGAAACAAAGAACCUGGAUGGAGAGACCAACCUCAAGGUACGCCAGGCUCUGCAUUGUAGUCAGAAGGUAAAGCGGGCACGCGACUGCGAAAGGGCCGAGUUUGUCUUGGAGAGCGAGCCGCCUCACGCCAAUCUUUACUCCUACAGCGGCGCUGUUCGAUGGAGGCAACAUGGGAGCAAGAACUCCGAGGUUGAAGCCGCCGACAUGGCCGAGCCCGUCUCCAUCAACAACAUGUUGCUUAGAGGCUGCUCAAUUCGAAACACAGAGUGGGUUCUAGGUAUUGUUGUCUUCACCGGAGAAGAAACCAAGAUCAUGCUCAACUCUGGUAUUACCCCUACAAAACGCGCCCAGAUCUCCAAGGACUUGAACUGGAACGUCAUUUACAACUUCAUCAUCCUGUUCUUCAUGUGUUUGAUUUCGGCCUUGGUCCAAGGCACCACCUGGGGCAAGGGUAAUGAAUCGCUCGACUUCUUCGAAUUCGGCUCCUAUGGCGGUACGCCUGGUCUCAAUGGUUUCAUCACUUUCUGGGCUGCCAUCAUUCUCUUCCAAAACUUGGUUCCCAUCUCCCUGUACAUCUCGCUCGAAAUCGUUCGUACUGCGCAGGCUUUCUUCAUUUACAGCGAUACAUUCAUGUAUUAUGCCCCAGUCGACUACCCAUGCACGCCUAAGUCAUGGAACAUCUCCGACGAUCUCGGUCAGAUCGAGUACAUUUUCUCUGACAAGACUGGCACAUUGACUCAAAACGUCAUGGAGUUCAAGAAGGUUACGAUCAAUGGCGUCCCCUAUGGAGAAGCAUACACAGAAGCUCUGGCUGGAAUGCAGAAACGACAAGGAAUCGAUACCGAGGUUGAAGGAGCCAAAGCUCGCGAGCAAAUAGCUCGCGGCAAAGUCAAGAUGCUCGAGGACCUACGCAAGAUUCACGAUAAUCCUUAUCUUCUCGACGAAAACGUGACCUUUGUUGCGCCCGAUUACAUCGCCGACCUGACUGGAGCGUCUGGACCUCAGCAGAAAGCUGCUAAUGAGUAUUUCAUGCUCGUGCUAGCGCUUUGUCACACAGUGAUCACUGAACGCACACCCGGUGAUCCGCCAAAACUGGAGUUCAAAGCCCAAUCGCCCGAUGAGGCUGCACUCGUUGCAACAGCCAGAGAUUGUGGCUUCACGGUACUUGGUCGCUCGAACGAUGGCAUCAUUCUCAAUGUUCUCGGUGAAGAACGCGAAUAUACUGUACUCAAUAUCUUGGAGUUCAACUCAUCCAGAAAACGCAUGAGUGCAAUUGUACGUAUGCCUAAUGGAAAAAUCGUCUUGUUCUGUAAGGGUGCAGACAGUAUCAUAUACUCGCGAUUGAGGAAGGGUGAACAGCAGGACUUGAGGAAAACAACCGCUGAUCAUCUUGAAAUGUUUGCACGCGAGGGUCUGCGUACUCUUUGUAUUGCUCAGCGAGAACUCGACGAAGCCGAGUAUCAGACAUGGAACAAGCAGCACGACAUAGCUGCAGCAGCUAUCCAGAAUCGCGAGGAAAAGCUCGAAGAAGUCUCAGACGCCAUCGAGCGCGAUCUUACACUCCUUGGAGGAACUGCCAUUGAAGACAGACUCCAAGAUGGUGUACCUGAUGCAAUUUCGCUUCUUGCCCAAGCAGGUAUCAAGCUUUGGGUUCUGACGGGAGACAAGGUCGAGACAGCUAUCAACAUCGGCUUCUCGUGUAAUCUGCUGGGCAACGACAUGGACCUGAUCGUGUUGAACAUUCAAGACGAAAGUCUGGCUAGUGCAGAGGCAGAGCUUGAUAAGAACCUGGCUAUGUUUGGCAAGACUGGAUCAGAUGAGGAACUCAAGGCCGCAAAGAAAAACCACGAACCACCAGCACCCACUCAUGCUGUAGUCGUUGACGGCGAGACCUUGAAGCUUAUGCUUGACGACAAGCUAAGACAGAAGUUCCUGCUUUUGUGCAAAGAGUGCAAAUCAGUUCUGUGUUGUCGUGUCAGCCCUAGUCAAAAGGCCGCGGUUGUUGGUAUGGUCAAGAAUGGUCUUGACGUUAUGACCUUGUCCAUUGGUGAUGGUGCCAACGAUGUUGCCAUGAUCCAAAAAGCCCACGUUGGUGUUGGUAUUGCUGGUGAGGAAGGCAGACAAGCAGUCAUGUCCUCUGACUACGCGAUUGGCCAAUUCAGAUUCCUUACAAGACUCGUGUUGGUUCACGGACGUUGGUCAUACCGUCGACUUGCCGAAACGAUUGCGAACUUCUUCUACAAGAACAUUAUCUGGACCUUUGCUCUUUUCUGGUACCAGAUUUUUGCUAACUUCGAUUGUUCAUACAUCUUUGAUUACUCCUAUAUUCUACUUUACAACCUGGCGUUUACUUCCUUGCCGGUCAUCUUGAUGGGUAUCCUGGAUCAAGAUGUCGACGACAAAGUGUCUCUAGCGGUGCCUCAGCUUUACAGACGCGGCAUUGAAAGGAAGGAAUGGACACAGGUCAAGUUCUGGACAUAUAUGAUUGACGGUCUUUACCAGUCGCUCGUUUGCUUUUUCCUCCCCUACCUUCUGUUCCGACCAGCCAACUUUAAUACCGAAUCGGGCCAGAACGUCAACGACUAUCAACGCAUCGGUGUUUACAUCGCGAAUGCCACCGUCGUGGUGGCUAACCUUUACAUCCUGAUGAACACCUACCGUUGGGAUUGGUUCUUCACCCUCAUAACAACGAUCUCUAUCUUGCUCAUCUGGGCCUGGACUGGCAUCUAUUCCUCAUUCACUGUCGGUUUCACCUUCUACAAGGCGGGCGCUGAAGCAUAUGGAUCUUUGAGCUUCUGGGCCUUGACGAUGAUGGUCAUCAUUGUCGCUCUCCUUCCUCGCUUUGCUGCGAAAUCAUUCCAGAAGAUCUUUAUGCCUCGCGAUAUCGACGUCAUCCGUGAACAGAUCAGACAAGGCAAAUUUGACUACCUCAAGAAUGUGGAUCCAGAAAGCUCGAACGGUGUCACACCGCCUCCUCCUGAAAAGGUGUCGGAUUCUACUUCAAGUUCGGAGAUAAGCAAGCCUUCUGGGGCGCAACGACUUGCUCACAAAUUGUCUCAUAACAGGGUUCCCACCGAAGACGAGCGACCUAUCUACCCCCCUUCAAUAGCAGCGACGGCAACGACCCGUAAUGCUAGGUCCCACAACGGUAGUGACGGCACCGACUAUACUGGACACCGAUCUUCUAUUGAUCGAACGUUCCCUGCGGUCGGUCAAGUGACAUCGCGUCCUUCUGAAGACUUUGGCCAUAGUCCGAUUGACUUCUAUCGACCUCCAGUCAUCGCUGGAGGAUUUGAGUCACCCGCACCACGACCAAGCUAUGGUGAUCGACCGAGACCUUCAUUCGAUCGUCUGAGGGCUAGCAUGGACUUUGAGAGAACUCGACCGUCUUUUGAGAGCUCACGAGAUUUCACCAGUGCAGCAUAUUUGUCGCGCGUAGAAAGUAGUCAUACACCUGCCGGCACACCUGCUGCGGUAGACCGAAAAGACAUUGGAUAUGCGAUGUGAUGAGAAGCGUGGAUUGGAAGUUGUGUACAAAAGGCAGGCUAGGAGCGAGGGCGUUCCGCUUCGGUUGUCUUGAUUACUGUCUCUUUUGCAUGGCGUACUGUUUGACUAUGGUCUUUUAUGAUUUGGAUUUUUGCAUAGAUUUGUUUCAAGUUAGUUAAGAUUCCCGGCUGUCGUUCUUUCAAACGAAGCUCCGCUCUGGCCUGUUGACAGGGUUUUGAAUAUGAUCGAGUUCACUGUUCUGUCUGUCAUUUACAUAGCAGUUUCCAAAUCGUGUGCUGAAUCACAAGUCUUGGC
Aureobasidium subglaciale EXF-2481 is the source of this 5476-nucleotide messenger RNA. RefSeq lists its product as uncharacterized. Lineage: Eukaryota; Fungi; Ascomycota; Dothideomycetes; Dothideales; Saccotheciaceae. Gene Ontology annotation, molecular function: ATP hydrolysis activity; ATP binding; ATPase-coupled intramembrane lipid carrier activity. The record is from RefSeq and is a predicted model, not a curated record. Bases 476 to 5182 code for a protein of 1568 amino acids. Gene Ontology annotation, cellular component: plasma membrane. The transcript is spliced from 4 exons. Gene Ontology annotation, biological process: phospholipid translocation.